AUGGAUUGUGCAAUUACAAAAGAUGUAGAGGAUAUGUUAAGAAAAUUUGAUUCAAAUGGUGAUGGUAAUAUUACAUUUGAUGAAGCUGUAAAACGUUUGAAGGAAACCGGUUCAAAAGAUCCAUUACGUGCUGCCUCUUCAAUGUUUAUUUCUCUUGAUAAGGAUAAGGAUGGAAUUAUUUCAAUAAAAGAGAUUCAUGGCCAUAAGGCUGAUGUUGCUGCAAAGAAAUUGCAAAAGGCAAUUAACAACAUCUGUAACAACUUCUUGAAAGGCUAUGACACUGAUAAGGAUGGAAGGAUCUCAUGGGAUGAAGUAUGCAAUUGGGUAAAUAAAAACAAUCCAGAUGCAAUUGCUCCACUUAUGAUUGUUGAAAAUUUCUUUAGUGAAUUGGAUAAAGAUAAUGACAGAUUCGUAACCAAGUGUGAACUUCAGGAGUACGUUACUAAAUACAAAAGUCUCCCAGAACAAUAA
Molecule: messenger RNA, 471 nt
Organism: Dictyostelium discoideum AX4
Lineage: Eukaryota; Evosea; Eumycetozoa; Dictyosteliales; Dictyosteliaceae
Gene: cbpA
Product: calcium-binding protein
Exons: 2
Coding region: 1-471 (156 amino acids)
Molecular function (GO): calcium ion binding
Source: RefSeq, a predicted model, not a curated record